Molecule: messenger RNA, 940 nt
Organism: Ipomoea triloba (trilobed morning glory)
Lineage: Eukaryota; Viridiplantae; Streptophyta; Magnoliopsida; Solanales; Convolvulaceae
Exons: 2
Coding region: 32-775 (247 amino acids)
Source: RefSeq, a predicted model, not a curated record
AGCAAAGCAAAGCAAUUGAAUUGUAUGUACAAUGGCAGCCGCUGCCAAAAAAAUAAAAAUUGAAGCCGCGGCCUCAACCGUGAGUUUGAAGCUUCUGAUCGACUCAAAGGCCAGAAGAGUAUUGUUCGCCGAAGCCGACAAAUCCUUCGUGGAUUUCUUGUUCCACCUCCUGUCGUUUCCGCUCGGCUCCGUCAUCAAGCUUGUAAGCGAGAACUCCAUGGUCGGAUCCCUCGGAAAUCUCUACAGCAGCAUCCAAAAUCUCAGCGACACGUACCUCCAGCCCGAUGCAAACAGAGACGUCCUUCUUAACCCAAAAGCGCCGCCUAUUCUCUCUUCCGAUGUUCCCCUCCUUCCCGCCGGUGAUGACGUUUCCCCUCCUUCGGAUACCGGGGCGGUUUACGCGUGUACUCAGGGCUGCGAAUACUACUCUGAUGACUCGGAAUCCAUUUGUCCCAAGUGUGUUAAGGCCAGCAUAAAGUGCCUGAUGAAGUAUGUUGCUCCGGUAAAGACGGCGACGACGGGGGGAUCUACUCGGGAUGGGAGUGGAAGUUGUAGUGGGUUUGUGAAGGGUGUUGUGACGUAUAUGGUGAUGGAUGAUUUGAAGGUGAUGCCGCACUCCACCAUUUCUACCAUUAAUGUUCUGAAUCAGUACGAUAUUAAGGACUUCGGAUCCCUCGAGGUCAAGGUUGUUCCUUUGGGUGUUGAUGAGGGAUUGAAGGUGUUGAAGGCAUCUCUGCAGACUAAAUCCGUUCUCACAACUGUCUUCCUCCCCUAAUUGCCAACCCGAUCGACUGCAACUUCCAUAUAUGUUCUGGCUUGUACCAUGCAUGAAUGGUGCAUGUUAUGUUAUCCUGAUAUUAUUAAAUUAUGCUAGUUGUUUUGUUUGUACUUCGGGUCCUAUUUUGGUUCUUAUUUAUUUAACGCUGAGUUUUGUUUUUUU